This is a messenger RNA of Colletotrichum chrysophilum, 1152 nucleotides long. RefSeq lists its product as uncharacterized. The transcript has a single exon. The record is from RefSeq and is a predicted model, not a curated record. Bases 1 to 1152 code for a protein of 383 amino acids. NCBI's taxonomy places the organism in Eukaryota, Fungi, Ascomycota, Sordariomycetes, Glomerellales, Glomerellaceae. Gene Ontology annotation, molecular function: carbon-sulfur lyase activity.
AUGAGCGGUGAAGGCUAUGUUCGCCCCUACAUCCGCGACAGAGUCGUGAUUACGGCUCAGUGUCUGUGCAAGGCACACACCUUCAAGGCUCAGACUUACAGGUCCAACCUGCCUCUGAAGGCCUCAUGCUGCCACUGCAACUCAUGUCGACACGUUUCGGGCGCGCUGUAUACCGCGUGUGUCAAGUGGCCAUCGCCUUCUGAGCACCUGGCCGAUCUCAAGAAGUACUCUUACUCCGAUAGCAUCGACCUCUACUCCUGCGGAACAUGUUCGGCACAGAUGUUCUGUCUCGGCCCCGCCGUUGGAGACGUUCCUUGGGUGGUCACUGGCGCGCUUGAGAACGCCGAGGACUUGGUUCAGUACGCAAGCCACAUGCACGUCGGAGACACCAUCGACGGGGGAGCUUCGGUCUGGUUGCCUCGGUACGCGGACGGCGCGCCGGUCAAGCGGUGGAGAGAAGGCGCCGGGAAGAGCGAAGAGUUGCCGCUAGAUUGGCCUGGCGCCAAGGCCUUGUCAUUUGAGACUCUCAAAGCUGGCCCAACUCCCGACAUCACGCCGUUCAGGUGCCACUGUGGUGGUAUCGACCUCAAGCUGAAAAGCGGCGCUGAUCUCGGAGACUUCCCGGAAGAGGACCUCGACACCUGGUUUGUCGACAAAGAAACGCUGAAGUACCGCGGAAGUCUCGAAUGCUGCGACUCUUGCCGACUCAGCUUUGGAGCAGACCUGAUGGCGUGGACCUUUGCUCCUCUAUCGCACAUUGAUUUUGGCGGAGACAACCCACCAGACGCAGCCAAGUUUCCCAGGAACGUCAGCUACCUGAGAGACGCAGCCACGGCUAAAGACAAGGAUCCACGUUUGGGUACGCUGGCGAUGUAUGAAAGCUCUCGGGACGUCCAGCGUUACUUCUGCUCAAAGUGCUCGGCCAGCGUCUUUUACGCGGUCAACGACCGACCCGGCAUGGUGGAUAUCGCAGUUGGACUGCUGCAGCAUCCUGAUGGGGCUCGUGCGGAAGGGCUGCUUAAGUGGCUUGACAAAGUUGGUUGGGCGCAGGAUGUCGCGGGAGGGUGGCGGGAGGGGCUUGCGAACACAUCGAAGAGGCUUCUAAACGAGUGGACCGACAAGACUCAAGGACCUGCCCACUCAAGUCAUUAG